Messenger RNA from Lytechinus variegatus (green sea urchin), 1330 nucleotides. RefSeq names its product oligoribonuclease, mitochondrial-like (gene rexo2). Gene Ontology annotation, molecular function: nucleic acid binding; 3'-5'-RNA exonuclease activity. NCBI's taxonomy places the organism in Eukaryota, Metazoa, Echinodermata, Echinoidea, Temnopleuroida, Toxopneustidae. The record is from RefSeq and is a predicted model, not a curated record. The transcript is spliced from 3 exons. Gene Ontology annotation, cellular component: mitochondrion. The coding region runs from base 98 to 856 and encodes 252 amino acids.
UUGCGCAAGAAAUAUGAAGUAGUGAUUCCUAGCAUGUACACGUACACCCUGUUAACACCGCAAUCGCUCAACUCUUAUCCCCGAAGUUUGGGCUGGAAUGCGGUGUAAGCUCCGUACCAAUUAUAGCUUGAGGGUUGUUGUGGAAGUGGAGCGCUCCGGAACUGUCCAUGGAUCUUCUCCGAUGAUUCUUUCAAGGGCAAGGUUACUCAACCCGUUAAAAUUGUUCAACCGGAGUGUUAUUUUCAGCACCGAUAGAGGAAGAGCAGCAAAUAUGAGCAACGACAGCCACAAUCGACCGAGGCAAAAGAAAAAUGAGGAGUUAAAAAGUCGUCUGGUGUGGGUUGAUUUAGAAAUGACUGGACUGGAUUUGAACACUUGUCACAUCAUUGAAAUGGCUUGCUUGAUAACAGAUGAAGAUCUCAACAUCGUUGCUGAGGGACCCAAUAUCAUCAUUCACCAACCCGACGAGAUACUAGACAAGAUGAACGAUUGGUGCGUGCAGCAUCACACUGCUUCAGGACUGGUGGACGCGGUCAAAGCCAGCAAGGUGUCCCUUCAACAGGCAGAAUAUGAGAUGCUAUCGUUCGUCAGGGAGUACACCUACCCUAAGCUCUGUCCUCUAGCAGGGAACAGUAUCCAUGUCGACAAGACCUUCUUGGUCAAGUACAUGCCUCAAUUCAUGGACCAUUUGCAUUAUAGGAUCGUUGAUGUCAGCACUGUCAAAGAGCUUUGCAGGAGGUGGUAUCCAAAGGAAUUUGAAGCUGGUUAUCAAAAGAAGGCAUCUCACAGAGCCAUGGGGGACAUCAAGGAGAGUUUAGAAGAGCUAUGUUAUUACCGGAGAACCAUCUUCAAGUAACCCCAGACCUUUGCUUUACACACCGUUUCUCUUGCUGCUUUUGUGGUCCUCGAGAUGCAGAAAUACCGGUCGAAAGCAUACUUGAAGCCUCUUAUUCCACAUUCUUUCCAGAUCAGUGAAAUAUUUUUCUAUUUCACUGAGCCAGGCAUGGCCCUGGGAAGGGGGGUGCUGCGUGUAUUAUUCUCCAUAGGCACCACCCCAGGUAUUCUGGAAGAUGUGUAACAAUGGUAAACUGUAACCAAAAUUAAUUUAUUUUGUGAUAAAACCCUUUUUUUCGAAUUUGAAUCAGCACCCCCAGUAAAAAAAUCACUCCCAGGGCCCUGAAGCCAGGACUUAUUAUUUUCUACCUGUUGCCCUGGAAUCUCAUUGAAAUUUUCCUAAUCCCUGUUUACAGAGGACUGGAGCAUAUUUAUCACUAAUCGAGCAAGAACUGAUACAAACUACCAGUUGAUGGCUUGCACAGGGUUAUUUAUG